Messenger RNA from Papaver somniferum (opium poppy), 821 nucleotides. RefSeq lists its product as uncharacterized. The transcript has 2 exons. The coding region runs from base 102 to 596 and encodes 164 amino acids. Lineage: Eukaryota; Viridiplantae; Streptophyta; Magnoliopsida; Ranunculales; Papaveraceae. Gene Ontology annotation, cellular component: endoplasmic reticulum. The record is from RefSeq and is a predicted model, not a curated record.
UUUAUGGGCUUUAACCAAAAGCUCCCAAAUAUAUCCAUCAUCAUCAGUCGUCUCGUCACUACCAAAGAGAUUAGAGAGAGAGAUUUUGAUUUUAGAAAAAGAUGUUUUUGCAGAAGCUAACUAAUGGAUUACUCUUCAUUUACUUUCUAUUUAUUUCAAUUGUAGCUCCAUUAUUUGAUGGGCAAACAAUUUUACCUAUUGAAUUCUUCCCUAAAGUCCUUGUCGAUUUAAAAUCAAGUUACGCGCAAGAAAACAAUGAUUAUUUGAUUUCCGACAAACCCCAUUUCUUCGUUGGACUUGUUUGGGUUGAACUUCUUCUUCAAUGGCCUCUCUGUAUUGCUAAUCUCUAUGGAAUCGUCAACAAGAAAUCAUGGGUUAAGAAGACUUGCUUGAUCUAUGGCGUCUCCACUGCUACUGGCAUGGUUGCAAUUUUGUCGGAAUUGAUUAGAUCAGAAAAGGGUUCAUCCAGGGUUGUGAAUAUUUAUGCACCUUUCAUGGCUUUUGCUAUAGUCUGUAUUCUGAAUGGGCUGACUACCAAAUCAUCAACAGUUAAUCUCACUACAAGGCCAGCAAGUGCUAGAAAAAAGAGGGCCUAAUUCAUUUGAUUUGGAGUUCUUUGUAUCUCAUUUUAUGUCAGGUACUUUAGUUUUAGACUCUGCUCCCAUUUUCUACCAUUUUUGUUGUGUUCAUUUCUUUGUAUUGAGGAGAUACCUCAGUUGUGGGUAUUCAAUUUUUUCUUUUUGCAUGAAUUGUUGUACCCUUGGAUUUCUGAUAUAAUUGAUCUAACAAUUAUUUGAAUCUGAUCUGGGUGUUGAAUCGGA